Molecule: messenger RNA, 831 nt
Organism: Sitophilus oryzae (rice weevil)
Lineage: Eukaryota; Metazoa; Arthropoda; Insecta; Coleoptera; Curculionidae
Product: dTTP/UTP pyrophosphatase
Exons: 4
Coding region: 190-810 (206 amino acids)
Molecular function (GO): nucleoside triphosphate diphosphatase activity
Source: RefSeq, a predicted model, not a curated record
AAGACCUACCACCAUCAGCUGUGUUACGAUUUGUUUACGAACGAUUGUUUUAACUAUUUCGCAAUAAUAUUUACUUAUUUAUCAUCUCAUUACAGCUAUUUUAAUAAGUGGCGGCAUUAAUAAUAAUUGUGUGUAAAGUGUACUUACUCAAAUAACGUAAGAUAGAUUAUAAAUUUAAUAAAAGCAAACAUGUUGGAGCCAUUGCUGAGCCAGCUGAAUAGCAUGAGAGUGGUUUUGGCGAGCAGUUCGAAGCAACGUGCUAGUUUGUUGAGCAGUACGAAAUUGAAGUUCGAAAUAGUUGCUUCGAGUUACGAGGAAAACCUAGAUCCCACACAGCAUACUUUUUCCGACUUCGUGGAGAAAACGGCUUUGGGAAAACUAAACGACGUGCUGGAAAAACUGAAAGAUGACCAACGAAAGCCUGACAUCAUUAUAGGAUCGGAUACCAUGGUAGCUCACAACGGUAGAAUGUAUGGCAAACCAAAAACAAGGGAUGAAGCUAUUCAGUGCAUAUCAGACUUGACGCGAAGUGGCCUGCCCAAUAGUGUUUACACAGGUGUCGUUAUAUGGUACAAGAACAAGAUUCACAAGUUUACAGAAGUCUCCACCGUCUAUAUGGCCAAACUGACUGAAGAAGAAGUGAUUGCUUACGUAGAUACAGGAGAACCAAUGGGAAAAGCUGGAGGAUACGGGAUACAAGGUAUAGCCAGCACAUUCGUGACACGCAUAGAAGGAGAUUUCAAUAAUGUAAUCGGGUUGCCCUUGUGUCGUUUAGCCUUUACCCUAAAGAAAAUUGUAAAUGAAAAUUAAGUAUAUUAAUAAAUAAGUAAU